UUUGCUUUGCAGGCAGUAGAAAGACUGAAUCUCAAAACAGGACAUUUAAAGGACUUGAUCAAUGAUGAGCCCUUCACAAGAGCUGAUAUAAUCACAAUACAAGACCCUACUAAUCUGGACAAAUUUAAUUUGGCAAACUUCUAUCAUUUGAAAAAUAAUGUCAAGGUGGAAGAUGAGGAUGAAGUCCUUGCCAGAAAAGAUCCUAAAUUUCACCUGAAAUCCAUAAAUGCUGAAACUAGAGAUGUCUUGAAUACAUUAGAUAAAGAAUAUAAAGCACCAGAGAAAACAGUUGUGGAAAAGAAAGUUGCUGACAAGUUCAAUGCUGCAUCUUAUUCCACAGGCAGGGUUGCCGCAUCAUUCACAUCUACAGCUAUGGACCCCGAAACCAGACAUGAAGCAGCUUUAAUUGAUGAAGAUAUAAUCAAAUAUGAGCGUGUUAAAAAGAAGGGGUAUGUGCGUCUGGUUACCAGUAAGGGAGUACUUAACUUAGAGUUGCACUGUGAAAUGGUUCCAAAGACAUGUGAGAACUUCAUGAAGCACUGUGCUAGUGGAUAUUACAAUGGAACAACAUUCCACAGAUCUAUCAGAAAUUUUAUGAUUCAGGGAGGAGACCCCACAGGAACAGGCAAAGGUGGAGAAUCUGUAUGGGGUGGAGCCUUCAAGGAUGAAUUCAAGCCUAAUCUAACUCAUUCAGGGAGAGGUGUACUCAGCAUGGCAAACUCUGGCCCCAACACCAACAAAUCUCAAUUUUUUAUAACCUUCAGAUCUUGUAGGCACUUAGAUCAGAAACAUGCAGUAUUUGGAAGGUAGGCUGUUUUAUCCUGAAACUGGGCAA
Molecule: messenger RNA, 835 nt
Organism: Lingula anatina
Lineage: Eukaryota; Metazoa; Brachiopoda; Lingulata; Lingulida; Lingulidae
Product: RING-type E3 ubiquitin-protein ligase PPIL2
Biological process (GO): protein folding; protein polyubiquitination; protein peptidyl-prolyl isomerization
Cellular component (GO): catalytic step 2 spliceosome
Molecular function (GO): peptidyl-prolyl cis-trans isomerase activity; ubiquitin protein ligase activity
Source: RefSeq, a predicted model, not a curated record